AUUCACGCAAGAGCUUCACAUUAAGAAAGGAUGCGCCUCCGCACGGCCGAUUUGGCGCUUCCAGGCAUCCACAAGGACCGUCUCCGGUGGCUUCGGGGCGUGGAAUCCGUCGAAGGAGCGCAUGUGCUAUACUGGAUGCAGUCAUCUCUUCGAACAAAGUUCAAUUACGCUCUGGAAGUGGCCGUCGAGGCAGCGACUCGGCUGAAACAACCGCUGCAUGUCCUACACACCAUUGACGCUACGUCGACCAUGUCCGAGCGACACAUGGCGUUCCUCUUGGAGAGUCUCGUGGACGUUCAUACGUCGCUCCAAGCGCGGCAUGUUCGUCUCGACGUCGCCCACAGCCCGUCGCCGGUGGACAUUGCCGUCGCUGCUUCGCGCGGGGCGUCCCUUGUGGUUGUGGACCACCCGUACCUUCGCAACCCGACUAAACUGUACCAGUCGUUUGCAGCCAAAGCCACAACGACCGCCGUGCUGCAAGUCGAAGGUGACGUGGUGGUGCCCGUGGAGCUCGUCAGCGACAAGCAAGAGCACGCCGCCCGCACCAUCCGUCCCAAGAUCACCAAACUGUUGGAUCGAUUCCUCGUCCCCUUGCCUCGAGCCGAUAGUGUCCUUGUCCCUUCGUCCUCCCUGGCAGACCACGUGACGACGACCCCGUCCGCCUGCACGUGGCUCGACAUGUCGUCUCUGACCGUCGACGACCUGCUGGCGGCGACGUCGGCAAACGCGUCCGUCCCCCGCGUCCGGACGUUUCUUGGCGGCGAAACCCACGCCCAAGCGACUCUCCGAUCAUUUUUGAAGUCCAAAUUGGCCAAGUACGGCACGGCGCGCAACGAGCCCAGCGGCGACGGCAGCAGCAACCUGAGUCCGUACUUGCACUAUGGGAACAUCUCGCCGGUGGACAUUGCACUGCAAACAAAGGCGGUGGCGGGGACUGGACCGGCCCUGGCCGCGUCCAAGGCAUCGUUCCUCGAAGAAUUGAUCGUCCGAAGGGAACUGUCGAUGAACUUUGUCUGGUUCAAUGCAAACUACGACUUGUUCGAGGCGGCGCUGCCAAAUUACGCGGUGCAGACUUUGACACAACACGCAGCAGACAAGCGGCCGUACACGUACACCAAGGACCAGCUGGACCAAGCUCAAACGCAUGAUCCGUACUGGAAUGCGGCGCAAUUGGACAUGAUGGUCACGGGCAAGGUAGGAAGCCAGACGAUGGAGUUUUCUCUGUCGGUUGCUUUGAACUGGACGAUCAUGGGGGGUGUUCAUGGGUAGAUGCAAAACUACAUGCGCAUGUACUGGGGCAAGAAGAUCAUUGAAUGGACGGCGACACCGCAAGAUGCAUUUUCAAUUGCCAUUGCCUUGAACGACAAGUACAACCUCGACGGAGAUGACCCUAACUCGAUCACAGGGGUCGCGUGGGUGUUUGGAAAGCACGACCAAGGAUGGAAAGAGCGUCCAGUGUUUGGCAAAGUCAGGUACAUGAACUCGGACGGCCUCGACCGCAAGUUUGACAUGGCGGCGUACGUGGGGAACGUGCGCAAGCUGUGCGCCGCCGCCGGUCGUUCCGCGGCCUUGCCGUACUUGGAGAUGGCGUCCACAAAGAAGACGAAAUCCCCAGCCUUUAGUAAACGCAAACGCGUCUAACAAUGUACUACGUGAAAGAUGGCUUCACAUGCAGACCAGUUUACUCAUG
Molecule: messenger RNA, 1690 nt
Organism: Aphanomyces astaci
Lineage: Eukaryota; Oomycota; Saprolegniomycetes; Saprolegniales; Verrucalvaceae
Exons: 2
Coding region: 31-1269 (412 amino acids)
Biological process (GO): photoreactive repair
Molecular function (GO): deoxyribodipyrimidine photo-lyase activity
Source: RefSeq, a predicted model, not a curated record